This is a messenger RNA of Lucilia cuprina (Australian sheep blowfly), 1480 nucleotides long. RefSeq lists its product as uncharacterized. Gene Ontology annotation, cellular component: membrane. The transcript has 5 exons. The record is from RefSeq and is a predicted model, not a curated record. The coding region runs from base 478 to 1011 and encodes 177 amino acids. Lineage: Eukaryota; Metazoa; Arthropoda; Insecta; Diptera; Calliphoridae.
AAACCUCUACACACGUCAAACGUGAACGUCAGUUGCAAUUGAAAUCUAAACAAGAAUAGUAGUUGUUGUGCUGCUGCUGUUACUAUUUUUUAAAAAAUAUUCAUUUCUAUGUGUCUUUUUCUUUUGAAGAACAAGUAUAAUAGAAACAUAACCAGAAUUACAUAGAGCAAUAAAAAAGUGUCCUGUUUUUCUUUUCGUUUCAAAGAUUAAUUUCGUUGUUUGCACAUGAAAUUUAAUUCUUGACGCCAAUUAAAAAGUGUCGAUUGCUAAUUAUUUACGGUAAAUUAUGUUGCAUGCAGUGUGAAAAAAAAGUACUCAUCUGUUAAAAUACAAUAGAAGCUCUGCCAAUCACUUAAUUAUCAAAAAAAUAAAUUAAUUUAAAUAUAAAAAAAAAACAUAAAAUAAACUGCCUGGUAAACUGUUAAAUAGUGAAAAACAUAAAUUUGUCUAAGUCGAUUUAUUUCAAAGAAAUUUAGAAUGUAUUUACGUUUAACACAUGACAAUUUGAAAUCGUCUACGAAAUCAUCAAAUUCAUCAUCAUCAACAUUAUCGGCUAGAAGAAGAGCAGCAGCUGAUUUUAACAUGCAAUGUUUCACGUGCUUAAAUAUGUCGCAGAAGGUGUUGCUGAUAUUCUGUUGCAUGUGCAUAACAUUAUCGGCGUGUCUGGAGGAAGACUGUAUUGAUUUUCAAGGUAAUUCGGUAAAUCACGGCAUGCUAUAUGUACCAGGGCCAGGUGUGUGCAGUCUAUGUGUGUGUUACCACUCGGAGCCUUUGUGGUGUAAAGCAAUUUACUGUGAUCCCCCCUACUUUUGUAAAAACUUUCGUGUGGGAGAGAGAUGUUGUGAAUUUGAGUGUUUAGAUCCACCGGGUGAAGAUGACAAAUAUCGGGAACGUAUGCGUAAAAGGGCUGAAAUUUUAGCUGGCAAUAGUACGGCUUCCCCUACUUUAAGUCCACUUGCGGUUUCCACCAUAAUGUUAACAUUCUUGGGCAACACGUAUCUCAACUUAUAACUUGAGCCAAAAAAUAAAUAAGUCAACAAAUUUUUUAUUAGAUAAAUUCAAAUUAAAAUAAUUUAGGACCAGUUUUUUAGUUUUAAUUAAACAAUAAUUCAACAAUAAAUUAAUUUUAGUCAAAAAUAAAAUUUGAAAUUUCAUGGCACUGAAGAACUGGACCUUUAAUGUAAAAAAUAAACAAUUAACUAAUACCAAAAAAUUAAAAUCCCAAAAUCUAAAAUAUAAAACUGAAAACCACUCCCAAAACGAAUUGUUAUAAAUUAAAUAUAAAUAUGAAAUUAUUAAAUAUUUAAUUAAAACCCAAAAAGAAAAAAGAAAAAAAUUCUUAGCGUUAGUUAACUUUUAAUUAGCACACUUUUUUAUAUAAAUAACAAACUAAAACUUAAUACCAAAAAAAAACCUUUUAAAAUUUCAAAUAUUUAAUAAUUUCCCAAAUAUAAAAAAAAUCUCCAAAAAUAUAUAUAAA